AUGGAGGUCAGGCGGCGAAAUGUGGGGUUGGCGAAUGAAGAAUUAAGACCUACUGUUUCUCAGAAAAUAAGCAACUUGGAUGUCUUCACAAAACUUCCACAAGAAUGUAAGAAAUCGACAUGGAGUGGUGGUUUAGUCACAAUUCUUACAUUUGUUUGCAUAUUUUGGUUGCUUGUGGUGGAAUUUCGCCGUUAUCUUAACCCUCCAGUCAGUUAUACUUAUGAAGUAGACAGGUUAAUAUCUGGAAAAGUAAAGGUCAAUGUUGAUAUUGUUGUUGCUUCUCCAUGUGAUGCUAUUUCUAUGGAUGUGGUAGAUACUGUUGGGUCUUCACUGGUUGACAAAGAAGAAAUACAAUAUGUGCCGGUGUUUUUCGAACUAAGCCCUUCAGACCACACUGCAUUCAAGAACCGACAAUUACUUGCUGGAGCUAUGCGUUCAAAUCAUCACAAUCCUGAUGCCUGUCGAAUUGUCGGCACUUUAUUUGUCAAGAAAGUUGAAGGAAAUAUACACAUAUUGUUUGGAAAGCCUCUAAGAGGACUUGGCAAUCUUCAUCUACAUAUUGCACCCUUUUCAGGUCAAAUGGCUCGUAAUUUCAGUCAUCGUAUAUAUCAUUUCUCAUUUGGAGAGCGUAGAAAAGCUCAAAUCGAUCCGUUAGAGGCAAUUGAAGCAAUCACUGACAGUGCUACAACUUCAUUUCAAUACAUUUUAACAAUGGUACCAACUAAAUUGAUGAUAUAUCCAUUUCAUGUAUUGGAAACAUAUCAGUAUGCAGCGACUAUACAAAAUAGAACAAUCGAUCAUGCUGAAGGUAGUCAUGGAAUACCUGGAAUCUUUUUCAUUUAUGAUACUUUCCCAUUAGUUAUAAAAAUUCAAUAUGAUCGUGAAUUAUUUGGUACAUUUCUUGCAAAACUUGCUGCUAUCGCUGGUGGAAUAUUUGCAACUGUUACAUUUCUACGUGAAAUUCUUUCAAAUCUACCAGAUAUUCUAUAUGAAACACGUAUUGGUCGUCGAAUUCAUUCAAUAUGGACACAUCGAAAAAGAAAUUUACACAAUAAACUAGUUGAAAUUCUUCCAAAUGGUUUAGAAAAGACUGGACUACUGAUGAAAUCACCUUCAGAAAUUGUACUUAAUCCUGACUCAGAUACUUGA
Molecule: messenger RNA, 1149 nt
Organism: Heterobilharzia americana
Lineage: Eukaryota; Metazoa; Platyhelminthes; Trematoda; Strigeidida; Schistosomatidae
Source: the annotation of a GenBank genome assembly